This is a messenger RNA of Cryptomeria japonica (Japanese cedar), 2110 nucleotides long. RefSeq names its product L-ascorbate oxidase. Bases 125 to 1915 code for a protein of 596 amino acids. Gene Ontology annotation, cellular component: extracellular region. The transcript is spliced from 5 exons. The record is from RefSeq and is a predicted model, not a curated record. Gene Ontology annotation, molecular function: copper ion binding; oxidoreductase activity. NCBI's taxonomy places the organism in Eukaryota, Viridiplantae, Streptophyta, Pinopsida, Cupressales, Cupressaceae.
GUUUGGAGAUAGCAAGGCCACAGUUAAAGGUACAACAAAAAAAAAAUUAACAAGUCAAGUUGGACAAUGGAUGGUUCACAUCUGAGAUUCCUACUGCUGAAACGCCAUUAUAAAAUGGGACUACAUGCAGAGAGAUGGUGUGCGGCUCAAUCUACCAGCUUUUAGAUUUUGGUCUCACCACUCAUGUAGACUGUUUGCAAUGUCUGGGAGAGCUUCUGGAGUUUAUGAGCCAUGGGUUUUGUGGGUAGUGUUAUUUUUGGCACUCAUUUCUUUUGGUGCUGAAGCGAAGGUGCAUUUUCACAAAUGGAAAGUAAAUUACCAGACAUGGGCUCCUGAUUGCGUGCAGGUGAAUAUCAUCUCUAUAAAUGGACAAUACCCGGGACCCAACAUCAGAGCCAGAGAAGGGGACACCAUUGUUGUCCAGUUAGAAAACUUAAUCCCUACCGAAAACGUUGUUAUUCACUGGCAUGGUAUUCGACAGAUUGGCACUCCCUGGAACGACGGGACGGCUUCCAUAUCGCAGUGCGCAAUCUACUCAGGGGAAACCUACGUAUAUAAAUUCGUCGUGGACAGGCCGGGGACGUAUUUCUAUCAUGGUCAUUAUGGCCUACAGCGGUCAGCGGGGUUUUAUGGGUCGCUCAUAGUGGAUGCAGCGCGCAAGGAACCUUUCACCUAUGAUGGCGAGCUGAGCAUCGUUUUAAACGACUGGUGGCACAAGAGCACUUAUGAUCAGGCGCUGGGCCUCACUUCCAAUCCCUUUGUCUGGGUCGGGGAACCUCAGUCACUACUAAUAGAGGGACGAGGACGAUACGAUUGCUCAGCCACCAAUAAUUCCUGUAAUGCUACAAACACGCAAUGCUCCCCUCAUGUCUUGCAAGUGCAACCUGGGAGAACGUACCGCCUCCAUAUUGCAAGUGUGACGUCACUUUCGGCCCUCAACUUUGUAAUUCAGGGACACAGGAUGACGGUUGUGGAGGCUGAUGGGCAUUAUGUAGACCCGGUCGAAGUAGACAACCUGGACGUUUACUCUGGUGAAUCCUAUUCUGUUCUGAUAACGGCAAACCAGGACCCUUCUCAAAACUAUUGGGCGGGUGUGAAUGUGAGAGGCAGGCAGCCCAAGACGCCGACUGGACUGGCCAUCCUGAAUUAUCUGCCCAAUCCCUCAACGAAAUUCCCCAGUGCGCCUUCUCCCACAAGCCCGCUGUGGAACGACUACGCCUACAGCAAAGCUCUGGCUAAGAAAUUUGUGGCACUCAAGGGACAAGAAGAGCUUCCCCCACUUCAGUCCAACAGGCGGUUAAUUCUUCUCAACACGCAGAACAAGAUCAACGGGUACAUAAAGUGGGCAAUCAACAACAUUUCGCUGCUGCCUCCUCCGACUCCCUACUUGGUCGCCAUGAAAUACAAAAUCAAGGGCGCCUUUAACGCUAAUCGACCUCCAGACAUCUACAAUCCCCGUGAUUACAACAUCACCAUUCCUCCUCAAAAUCCCAACGCUGUCGAAGGGAGUAGCGUGUACGUCUUCACAUUGAAUUCUGUUGUUGAUGUGAUUCUUCAGAAUGCAAAUACUCUUACCGCCAACAAUUCAGAGAUCCAUCCAUGGCAUUUGCAUGGCCACGAUUUCUGGAUUCUUGGAUAUGGAGAUGGUGUCUUCGACCCAGCAAAGGACCCUCCGAAGUACAACACGGUAAAUCCUCCAUUGAGGAACACAGUGGCAGUGUUUCCAUAUGGAUGGACGGCCAUUCGAUUUAAAGCAGACAAUCCAGGAGUAUGGGCUUUCCACUGCCAUGUGGAGGCUCACUUUUUCAUGGGGAUGGGAGUGGUGUUUGCAGAGGGAAUAGAGAAAGUGGGAAGGUUGCCCAAUGCAGCCAUGGGAUGUGGCCUCACCAGGAAUAAAAUUCACAUACACGAAUGAUAUCUCUGUUUGAGGUAUCAAUUUUUGUUAAAAAAUGCUUUUAUCAAUUAUCAAGCUCAUCAUCAAUGCAAGCUCAUCAUCAAUGCACCCUCGCGCUAUAGUAAUAAACUCCUCUAAUACUAGCCUAUAAGAAUUAGCACUUGCACAUGUACUUUUAAGAGGUGAGAUGAAUGUAUUUGUAGAAAAUUUAAACGA